Talaromyces rugulosus is the source of this 1710-nucleotide messenger RNA. RefSeq lists its product as uncharacterized. NCBI's taxonomy places the organism in Eukaryota, Fungi, Ascomycota, Eurotiomycetes, Eurotiales, Trichocomaceae. Gene Ontology annotation, molecular function: catalytic activity. Bases 1 to 1710 code for a protein of 569 amino acids. The record is from RefSeq and is a predicted model, not a curated record. The transcript is spliced from 6 exons.
AUGGCGACUGGCUAUUCCGUUCCACAAGAGGCGUCCAAGGUCUUCCAUGAGAGAAUCUUGCGAAGCCCCCGGGUGAAGCAGCAUUUGCUCGAUGACCUCGAGAAAUAUGCAAAUAUCUCAUUCGAGGGUUCACCGGACCCUAUUCUGCCCGUUAACUGGCGCUUCGGUGAGAGCAUAUCUUCGCUCAAGGCUCUGGAGGCUACAUACAUCAAUGCCAUCUUAGACAAGCUCUAUGGGGUUCCUGUGCAAAAGGCAUCCAUUAGCACGAACCAUGGGAUUCUGUUCAUCAUGUCAGUUUUGCUCUGGUCUCUUGACCCAGAGGGCAGAAAUGUCUCUUUUGCGGAAAUCCGCAGUGACGAAAAGGCCAAAGAUUUUUACUUUAGUUGUUUCAAGGACUAUGAUAACCACAAGUCCUUGGAAGGCCCAUACCGAUGUGGUACAUCCAACAUCUAUCAGACGAGAGAUGACCGCUUCUUCCAUCUUCACGGAUCUCUCAACCCAGAUGUGAUUUUUCGGAUGUUGAAGCUCCCCCUGGAUCCACCGGGAGGUGAGGACACUUGGGAGCGAGUUCUCCCAGUGUUUAGAGCGGCACUUGCGCAAUGGGAUAGCGACGCUAUUGACAAGCUGUCCAACAAUGUCGUGAAGACCUCCGGGUCUAUUUGUUACGAUGUUGAUGGAUACCGCAAGACUGACCAGGGAGAGGCAAACCGCCAUGUUGGCUUGUGGGAAACUUUCCGUAUAGGAAAUGAUAAACAGGCUCCUUCCUGGUGGACAGACGCGGCUGGUAACAAACCCCGAGAUCCUUCAAAGCCUCUUGCCGGUCUUAAGGUCCUCGAUGCAACUCGUAUCAUUGCCGGACCGACUGUGACCCGCGGCCUGGCGGAGCUCGGUGCUACAGUUUUGCGUAUUACCUCCCCUAACAUUCCUGAUGGAACAAUCUAUCACCCAGAAUUUAACUGGGGAAAACGAAAUGCCGCAUUGGACUUUCACAAGGCUGAAGAUAGAGAAAUCAUGAAGAAUCUCAUCCUAGAGUGCGAUGUCUUUGUCUCUAGUUACCGCCCAGAGGUAAUGGAAAAAUGGGGAUUUGGAGUCGAUCAAGUCAUGGAGUUGUGCAAGGAUCGACCCAAAGGUAUCAUUGUCGCCCGCCUCAACUGUUUCGGUUGGCACGGGCCUCUGCAAUGGCGAAGUGGGUGGCAGCAGAUAUCUGAUGCACAUACUGGGGUGUCCUACGGAUUUGGUCGUGCCAUGGGCAACGACGAGCCAGUCACGCCAAUCUUCCCAAACAGUGAUUUCUGUACCGGAGUUUCUGGAAUAUGCAGUGUCUUGGACGCCUUGGUUCGCAGAGCUGAGAAUGGCGGAUCCUACAAAAUUAAUUUGGCACUCGAUUACUACAACAAUUGGUUGACAUCUAAUGUCGGCACGUAUCCGGACAAUGUAUGGAAGAAACUGCACGCCCACUACGGCUCUCCAGUGUUCCGCCAUGACGAUCAUAUGUUGGCUCUCAUUGGAAAAGUUACGGCCCUGCUGAAGCAGCAUAGUCCAAAUCUUUUCGACCCUCAGUUCUUCGAGAUUCGAUCCUGUGAAAAUCUGGGCAUUAACAUGCGAACUGUGAAGCCUGUAAUCAAAUUUGACGAUAUCGUAAAACCUGGCUUUAGUCUUGGAACUAGAGGAAACGGUGUGGACGAAGCUCGUUGGCCUGAAGAAAGCUGA